Peromyscus californicus insignis is the source of this 1179-nucleotide messenger RNA. RefSeq names its product family with sequence similarity 32 member A (gene Fam32a). The transcript is spliced from 4 exons. Gene Ontology annotation, cellular component: nucleolus. The record is from RefSeq and is a predicted model, not a curated record. Lineage: Eukaryota; Metazoa; Chordata; Mammalia; Rodentia; Cricetidae. The coding region runs from base 54 to 392 and encodes 112 amino acids.
CUGUUUACAAACAGGAAGUGUGGCGGGGUUUCUGCGCACGGCGGGCGGGCCCCAUGGAGGCGUACGAGCAGGUCCAGAAGGGCCCCCUGAAGCUGAAAGGUGUCGCGGAGCUCGGCGUGACGAAGCGGAAGAAGAAGAAGAAGGACAAAGACAAGGCCAAGCUGCUGGAGGCCAUGGGGACGAGUAAGAAGAGCGAGGAGGAGAAGAGGCGCUGCCUGGACAAGCGGACGCCGGCGCAGGCGGCCUUCGAGAAGAUGCAGGAGAAGCGGCAAAUGGAAAGAAUCCUGAAGAAGGCAUCCAAAACCCACAAGCAGAGAGUGGAGGACUUCAACCGACACCUGGACACACUCACCGAGCACUAUGACAUUCCUAAAGUCAGCUGGACCAAGUAACUUUCCUCUGGUGCGAAAAACAGGCCAGGUUGGCUGUGUUGCUCCCCUCGGUGUUUUCUAGAAUGUUCUACAGCUGCCUGGUGCAUCUGCUGAGAUGAGGUUUUCUGAAACUUGAUUAAAGUCAGGCUGUACUUUCACUGGGUUUUGGUUUCUGGGUAGUACCCUUUCCUAUUUGGACUGCAACAUUAUGGAUUGACAGGCUGGGGUCAUUUCUGGGUGAAGGCCAUAGAAAGAGGGUACCCUUCACACCCCAUUGCAGCAUCUGUCUUCACCUGCACCACAAUACCAGGACAGGAUGCUCCUGCCUGUGGACCACCACAGAAGUUCCCACAGUGCUGCUCCUUUUGGGCCACCUGGACAUCAGAUCACACAGCCUACAUCGAGCAACAGCCACCUGAAGCAAGGAUGGGACACAGGUCUUCAGCACAUACCCUGUCCUACAGUCUACCUGGUGGCUGCCAUUGCAGACAUUACUAAUCAAUCCAGUUCUCAUUGAUGGCACCUGGUGCUGUAAGCAUAUGGCAUGUGUUAUGAGCCUGCUUGCCAUUGCUGGCUUAAGGACACCAAAUGCCAGACAAUGCCAGGGCAAAGUGCCAGCAGACCUGGUGUGGUGGGAGGGCCCUGGUGCAAAUGCUGCAGAGCUUAAGUAUCUGAGAGUCUAGGUGGACCACUUGGAGAACCUGUGUGCACACACUGUUGAGAAGCAGCUUCUGCUGCCAUGGAUACCGAAAGAAUGCCAGGAAUCCCUGGAGCUGACAUGUAGAAUAAAGCAAGUGCCAGUCAUGAA